AUGGAGUCCAGGGAAAUCUUAAGCACCUCCCGGCAAAGGGGGGACGAGUCGGAAUUCCUGCCUGUCUCCUCAGCCAAGCCACCGACUGCUCCCGGCUGUGCAGGAGAAUCUUUGCUCUCUGCUCCAGGACCUGGGAAGGGGAUCCCAGUGGGCGGAGAACGCAUGGAGCCAGAGGAGGAGGAUGAACUGGGCUCAGGGCAGGAUGUGGAUUCCAACUCAAAUGCAGACAGUGAGAAAUGGGUUGCAGGAGAUGGCCUGGAAGAACAGGAAUUUUCUAUCAAGGAGGCAAACUUUACAGAGGGGAGUCUGAAGCUGAAGAUUCAGACCACCAAGCGGGCUAAGAAACCCCCAAAGAAUCUGGAGAACUAUAUAUGCCCCCCUGAGAUCAAGAUCACCAUUAAGCAGUCUGGCGACCAGAAGGUGUCCCGUGCUGGGAAAAAUAGCAAAGCCACAAAGGAGGAGGAAAGAAGCCACUCCAAAAAGAAGCUCCUCACAGCCAGUGACCUUGCAGCCAGUGACCUCAAAGGAUUUCAGCCACAGGCUUACGAGCGGCCACAGAAACACUCAGCUCUCCACUAUGACCCAGGCCUCCCACAGGACGUCACCAGUGACACCUUAAAACCAAAGCACCAGCAAAAAAGCAGCAGCCAGAACCACAUGGACUGGUCCACCAACUCUGACAGUGGACCUGCCACUCAGAAUUGCUUCAUCAGUCCAGAGUCUGGCAGAGAAACUGCAAGCACCAGCAAGAUCCCUGCUCUUGAGCCCGUGGCUUCCUUUGCAAAGGCCCAGGGUAAGAAAAGCAGUGCAGGGAGCACAUGGAGUCAGUUGUCCAACAGCAGCAAAGAUCUGCUCUUGGGAGGCGUGGUCCCAUCCCCAGGCAGCCACAGCUCACCAGCCCCACCCAGCAGCUCUGUCGAGUGCAAUGGGCUUCAGCCCUUGGUAGAUCAAGAUGGCGGAGUUGCAAAGGAGCCCCCAGAACCACCUACUAUAGGCAGCAAGAAAAAGUCCAGUAAAAAAGAUGUGAUAAAUCAAACCAUAUCAAACCCGGACCUGGACUGGGUCAAGAAUGCCCAGAAAGCAUUUGACAAUACAGAAGGGAAAAGGGAAGGCUACUCUGCAGAUAAUGCCCAAGAGGCAUCACCAGCCAGGCAGAACACGAGUUCUGUCAGUAAUCCUGAAAAUGACUCAAGUCAUGUCCGGAUUACUAUCCCUAUCAAGGCACCCUGUCUAGAUCCAACCAGCCAUAAGAGGAAAAAGAGACAGUCCAUCAAAGCAGUGGUGGAAAAGAUCAUGCCAGAGAAAGCCCUGGCUUCUGGAAUCACUAUGAGCAGUGAAGUGGUUAAUAGGAUACUCUCUAACCCUGAGGGAAAUAAGAAAGAUCCCCGUGUCCCUAAAUUGAGUAAAAUGAUAGAGAACGAGUCCCCCUCAGUUGGCCUUGAAACAAGUGGAAAUGCCGAGAAAGUCAUUCCAGGAGGUCUGUCUAAGCAGCGGAAGCCACCCAUGAUCGUGACGCCUCCAGCGUGCACAGACCACUCUCCAUCGAGAAAGCUGCCAGAAAUCCAGCAUCCCAAAUUUGCUGCAAAACGGAGGUGGACAUGCAGCAAACCAAAGCCCACCAGUAUGCUUCGGGAGGCAGUCAUGGCCACCUCCGAUAAACUGAUGGUGGAACCGCCAUCUGCCUAUCCCAUCACCCCAUCCAGCCCUCUGUACACCAACACAGACAGUCUUACUGUGAUCACGCCAGUCAAGAAGAAGCGGGGGCGGCCGAAGAAGCAGCCUUUGCUCACGGUUGAGACGAUUCACGAGGGGACUUCUACCAGCCCGGUCAGUCCCAUCAGCCGGGAGUUCCCUGGCACGAAGAAAAGAAAGAGACGACGCAGUUUAGCUAAGUUGGCCCAACUAGUGCCAGGAGAGGACAAGCCCAUGAGCGAGAUGAAAUUUCACAAAAAAGUUGGAAAGCUUGGGGUGUUGGAUAAGAAGACCAUCAAAACUAUCAAUAAGAUGAAAACACUCAAGAGAAAAAAUAUCUUGAACCAGAUCUUGUCCUGCUCCAGCAACAUUGCUCUGAAGGCUAAAGCUCCCCCAGAGACCAGCCCUGGGGCAGCAGCCAUCGAGAGCAAAUUGGGCAAGCAGAUUAAUGUCAGCAAGAGGGGAACCAUCUACAUUGGCAAGAAGAGGGGCAGGAAGCCAAGAGCAGAGCUGCCACCCCCAUCUGAGGAACCCAAAACAGCCAUCAAGCACCCAAGGCCUGUUUCUAGCCAGCCGGAUGUUCCAGCCGUGCCUUCCAACUUUCAGUCACUUGUGGCGUCUUCACCAGCAGCUAUGCACCCACUUUCAACACAGUUAGGUGGGUCAAAUGGCAACCUGAGCCCCGCCAGCACUGAAACCAAUUUUUCAGAGUUGAAAACUAUGCCAAAUCUCCAGCCUAUCAGUGCUCUUCCAACCAAAACCCAAAAGGGAAUACACAGUGGAGCCUGGAAGCUGUCUCCCCCCAGGCUGAUGGCCAACUCACCUUCCCACCUUUGCGAGAUUGGGUCACUCAAGGAAAUAACGCUGUCCCCUGUGAGCGAGUCGCACAGUGAGGAGACGAUCCCAAGCGACAGCGGCAUUGGGACGGACAACAACAGCACGUCUGACCAAGCAGAGAAGAGUUCAGAAUCCCGACGGAGGUACUCUUUUGACUUCUGCUCCCUGGACAACCCGGAGACCAUUCCGUCUGACACCAGCACAAAGAACCGGCAUGGCCACCGGCAGAAGCAUCUCAUGGUGGACAACUUCCUGGCCCAUGAAAGCCUCAAGAAGCCAAAGCACAAGAGGAAACGGAAAAGCCUGCAAAAUCGUGAUGACCUUCAGUUUCUGGCAGACCUGGAAGAGCUCAUCACCAAGUUCCAGGUGUUCAGGAUCUCCCACCGGAGUUACACCUUCUACCACGAGAAUCCGUAUCCCAGCAUUUUUCGGAUUAAUUUCGAUCACUAUUACCCGGUGCCAUAUAUCCAGUAUGACCCGUUGCUCUAUCUUCGCAGGACUUCAGACUUGAAGUCAAAGAAGAAGCGUGGUAGGCCUGCAAAAACCAAUGACACCAUGACAAAGGUGCCUUUUUUACAAGGGUUCAGCUACCCUAUUCCCAGUGGAAGUUACUAUGCACCCUAUGGAAUGCCUUACACAUCAAUGCCUAUGAUGAACCUUGGUUAUUACAGUCAGUACCCAGCUCCUUUGUACCUGUCGCACACACUUGGAGCAGCUUCCCCAUUCAUGAGGCCAACAGUGCCACCACCUCAGUUCCACACAAGCUCCCACGUGAAGAUGUCUGGUACAGCUAAGCAUAAAGCAAAGCAUGGAGUGCACCUGCAGGGACCUGUCGGCAUGGGCCUUGGCGACAUGCAGCCAUCCCUGAAUCCUCCCAAGGCGGGCAGUGCCGGUCUGUCCAGCGGUCGGCUCCACAAGAGAAAACACAAACACAAGCAUAAGCACAAGGAAGACCGGAUCCUGGGGACCCAUGACAACCUGAGUGGUCUCUUUGCAGGCAAAGCCACAGGCUUCCCCAGCCACAUCCUGAGCGAGCGGCUGAGUAGUGCGGACAAGGAGCUCCCACUAGUGAGUGAGAAGAAUAAGCAUAAGGAGAAGCAGAAGCACCAGCACAGUGAAGCCGGCCACAAAGCUUCUAAGAACAACUUUGAGGUGGACACCCUGUCUACACUGUCACUUUCUGAUGCCCAGCAUUGGACACAGGCCAAGGAUAAAGGUGACUUGAGCAGUGAGCCUACAGACUCGUGCACAAAGAGGUACUCUGGCAGUGGUGGGGAUGGUGGCAGCACCCGACCCGAGAGCCUGGACGUGUUCAGUGACAUGACCCCUUCAAAUGACAAGUGGGACAGUGACAUGAGCGGGAGUAAAAGGAGGAGCUAUGAGGGCUUUGGGACAUACAGGGAAAAGGACAUCCAAGCCUUCAAGAUGAGCCGCAAGGAGAGAAGUUCUUACGACUCCUCCCUGUCUCCAGGAAUGCCAAGUCCCCACCUAAAAGUGGACCAAACGGCACCACAUAGUAAGAACGAGGGCUCCGCGUCCACCAUGAUGACCAGGAAGAAGCCAGCCGCAGUUGACAGUGUUGCAAUCCCACCAACCCCAGUGUUAUCUCUCCUUGCUGCUUCUGCAGCAACGUCCGAUGCAGCCAGCUCCUCCCUGAAGAAGCGAUUCAAGCGGCGGGAGAUCGAGGCCAUCCAGUGCGAGGUGCGCAAGAUGUGCAACUACACGAAGAUCCUGUCCACCAAGAAGAACCUGGACCACGUGAACAAGAUCCUGAAGGCCAAGCGGCUGCAGAGACAAUCAAAGACAGGCAACAACUUCGUCAAGAAGAGGAGAGGGCGUCCCCGAAAGCAGCCCACCCAGUUCGAUGAGGACUCCAGAGACCAAAUGCCGGUGCUGGAAAAAUGCAUCGACCUUCCCAGCAAGAGGGGGCAGAAGCCGAGCCUGAGCCCGCUCGUCUUGGAGCCGGCCGCCACCCAAGACACCAUCAUGGCCACCAUCGAGGCGGUCAUCCACAUGGCCCGGGAGGCGCCGCCCCUAAGCUGGGCAGGCAGAAUCGCGCCCGAUGACGGGGUUGAGCCAUCCGUAGCUCUUGGGAAAGCAAAGCAGGGGGACGCCUUCAACAGAAGCUGGUCUGUGCUUUACAGCAGUUCCAAACCAAGCGGCAUUUCAGUAUGGCUAGAUCCUUUGCAGGCGAGAAGACCCAUCGAGGAGGAGAAAGCCGGUGGUGGUGCUCUUUGA
This is a messenger RNA of Puma concolor (puma), 4767 nucleotides long. Lineage: Eukaryota; Metazoa; Chordata; Mammalia; Carnivora; Felidae. The record is from RefSeq and is a predicted model, not a curated record.